AUGGGCCACCUCUGGACCUUCUUCACCCACCUCCACUCCCUCGCUGGGUACUACUACUACUACUACUACUACUACUACUACAGCUGCUUCUUCCUCUGACCACCCCGCCUUCUUCCCCUAAAUCUCUGUUCAAAUCGCUGAUUAGGGUUUCGUACUUCUCAUUCUGAUCCUGUCCUUUGACGCAGGCCGACGAUCAUGCUCUUGUAUCCUCUGUAAGUACCGUCUUCUUAUAUCUUCUCCCGAGCUUUUGCCGGCGGAGAGGUCCUCUAUUCCUUGCUCCGGUGGGGUUGUGAUGGCGAUUGGGGAUUCCAGGUACGCAUCAAUCCGAGCAAUCGAGAGCCCUUCGAAGCUAGACGACGAGCAGUGGCUCGCCUACUGGAUACUCUACUCCUUCCUCACCCUCGUGGAGAUGGUGGCGGAGCCCGUCCUCUACUGGUUGGUGCUUCAUUUCCCCCACUUCUCCAUCAGAGUCGGAAGAAGGAAGCCCUAGCGAUUCGAUCGUAUUGCCUUGAGAAUUAAUGCUCUCUGCUGCGUCCUUGAAGGAUUCCAAUAUGGUACCAGAUGAAGGUGGCCCUGGUGGCGUGGCUGGUGCUGCCCCAGUUCCGGGGGGCCUCCUUCAUCUACGAAAGAUUCGUCCGUGAGCAGCUGCGCAAGUACGGCUGCGCCGCCGUCGGCGGCCACCCCUCCCCCAAAGUCAAGAAGGUAGUGGCCGCCCCCCACCACCACCGCCGCCGCCGCACGAGCUUCUCCCACAUUUAUCGAUCCUCCAUGACAUUGCCGAUUGCAGGGCGAGCACGAGGACAACAAUUGAUCGUAAGCCGGUCGCAAAGGCGGCGGAGGAGAGAGGUGAAGAAGGUGGCCGGUGGCAAAGGCGGCCAAGGAGAGAGGUGA
Messenger RNA from Spirodela intermedia, 891 nucleotides. NCBI's taxonomy places the organism in Eukaryota, Viridiplantae, Streptophyta, Magnoliopsida, Alismatales, Araceae. The record is from the annotation of a GenBank genome assembly.